AUGCCACCUCGACCAAGCCGUCGACGGCAGCCGAGGUUCUCUGUCAGAGAGCCCGACACGCUGUCAUACCAAAACCCCAUUACUUUUCAAAAGCCCAACUUGCCCCCCUUGCAAGGAACUCCUAGCUCCAGGAGGCAGUACUCAUAUGGCGCAGAGGUUGAACCCAUGCCCACACGGCCAACCCACGGCCAAACGGAGGAAGAGCCUCGAGAUAUCGGCACUGCGGUCAGACAUGUUUUAGUACCGCCUGGUGUAAAUAACGAGGAACAGCAAAAUGAUCAAGGCGGGCGAGGUGAAUCCUUGCCAUCACAAAAAGAGCCACAGAAACCUAAAAUUGCUGAGCCAGAGCCGGAUGAACUGGCUGGUGGCCAGUUGAUGCGACCACCACACCUACCUUCUUAUCUCUCUGGUCCGUCAAAUGUCGGGCCAAUGACACGCCCGUUGCUAUCGCUAAGGAAUCCCCGGUUGGAGGGCAGUGACGCCGAUGACGCGAGGAGUUUUGGGAUUGAGAGUGACUUCUACGGUGAUGCAACGAUAAGUUCGACACCUAGGGCUCCAGUAUCCCAGCAGCCAGUGUUACGCCGAGACGUUUCAGUAGAGUCUGCCUCUACCAACGACGGUCCUCGACGCUCAGCGCGGAACAUGCGACGUCCCAUGGUUAGUGAGGAUGAAGUGGACUUGGUCAAGCAACCUCAAAACGGCUACAAGGGACCGGCAAAGUCGACCGUUGGGCCAUCGCCGCUACGCGCGCCUCCUCGGCGGCCACCGCCAAGACAAACCGCUAUACAGCCUCGGCUUGAACCACAAGUAGAAGAAGACGAGGAGGAGGAGGAAGGCGAAGCUGAUGACGAUGCUACCGAAGAGGAACGAGAGGAAAUUGAAGAAGAAGACGAGCUCAUCAGACCGCAGAAACCUAGAGCCAUCGGAAAGACCAACACUCCAGCCCCCAAGCGCUCACAGCCUGUUUCACGAGAUAAGAUUCAACGAACACGGGUCAGCGGGCCAUCGCCAGCACAACAAGGAUCCAUUUCCAACGCCAGAUUACAACCCCGGACUUCUAAUAGGAUUGCGUUCGAGAGCCAGUCAGGACGUGCACAAAAUUCCACAUCGGAGUCAAGAACCGCUCGUAGCCGACAUCGAGAAGGCCGCCGAGAUACAGAAUCUGACGAGGAGGACUCAGAUAAUGGUCGAUGGCUUAACCGAGCGAAUGCGACCUCCAAUUUCUCAAACUUGAUUUCUCAGGCCAAGUUUUUGGUAAGCAGCAGCCCGUUCAGUUUGGGCAGACGAUACCCAAGUGACGAAAGCGAAUUUGAUGCAAUGGUACGGAGAGAUAUCAACGCAGCGGAGGCCGAACUCGCGCUCGAGAGACAGCGAGAGGAAGCUGAGGGAGCCCGGCUACGCAGCGAACAACGGUGGCUGUGGCUAACAUCUCUUUGGCCUUUCACAAGCAGAAGGCAAUCCUACGUGGAUGAUGGGACCGAUGGGAGGAGGGGACGUCCCAAGUUUUCCAGUGCUUUGCGAUUCCUUAACCCAAUGACUUACAUCAGAGGAAUCGCAUGGUUAAUCCAGGUGAUCCUGGAUUGGAUUAUGGAGCUCGUUCAUUUCAUUAUACCCGAUGGGCUUUGGGAUCGUUUGUCAUCAGUGUUUGGAUUCCUCCCACAUAUAUUAGCAGGCGCGCUGGCAUUUGUGGCAGCAUUUGCCCUCGCGACUCAAUUAGUGGGAUCGACAGACCGCGAUUGGGCUCCUAAUGCUGUUGAAGCAACUUUGCAGGCUUUUGACGACAUGCGAUAUAGAAUCAGCGACUUGAUUCCAACCGUAACAUGGCCGAGGCGGAACCGGUGGGUCGAUAUUGACGAUCUAUGGGACGACGACGAUUCGUCAAGAGACAAACUCCAACACUUCAUCAACCGCAUGGAAGAAGAGUUCUUGUCACUCAAAAGAUCAGGAAAGAUUCACGAUGCCUCUAUCCAAAAGUUGGAGACUGUUCUUCCUUCUAUUGUGCACAUGGAACUGAGAGAUGGACGACCUGUCAUUUCAGAGGAGUUUUGGCAUGCGCUGAGGGAUCUGAUACAUGCAGAUGGUGGAUUUAUGGCCUUCGACAAGGUUGGAAACGAGUAUGCCGUGUCCUCCGACCGACAAUGGAGCGCCAUCACAUCCCGACUAGUACGGGAUCCAGCAUUUACAGGGAAACUUAAUCUCACUGUAUCUGGGCUAGAAGAUAGGAUGAGUCGCAAGAUGACCACAUUCUGGGAUAAGUGGGUGAAAGACAACGACGACAAGAUUGCGCAGAUGGUCGGAACAGCAGUCGAUCAAAUCAAGCCCGCUCUAUCGCAGAAAGAGUUUGAAGACCGACUCACCAGGCUUGUCAACGAGCGACUCGCCCAAAGAGCCCAGGACAAGGACCAAAACGGCGGGAAGUUUGUUCCGCGAGAAGAGUUCCUGCGCCAUAUCAGAAACGAGCUCUCAAGCUUGGCGACCAGGCUCAAGGCCGAACUCGACGAUUUGCAGCCACGAAUGCAACAACUAGUCCAAAAAGCCGUCGACAUCGCCACCAAAGACCUCACCCACGGCAUGAGCCGAGCAGAUGUCACGACUCUAGUGAACACCCUCAUUCGCAAAGCCCUCGCCGACAUCAACCUCGAGGCCAUGGCCCGUGGUAAAAUCCACAGCCACUGGGACACCGAACUCCGCAACCAAGUCAACUACUUCGCCACCGGGUCUGGCGCCAAAGUCGACCCCAGACUCACCUCUGCCACCUGGGACCCCAAAGGCAGGGCAAUCACCCCCGAACAAUACGAGCAGGGUUGGCGCGGAUCAGCCGCCCGUCCACCUCUUGCUGCCCUCGAAUCAUGGGAAGACGAAGGCGAUUGCUGGUGCGCAGCACGAUCUGUAAACCACCGCGGUAAUCCUCACGGCGCAACCCUCUCCGUGCAACUCCACCACUCCAUCAUCCCGCAACACCUUGUCAUCGAACACAUCCUCCCAGGCGGUACUACCCAACCUGGUGCGAGACCGAGAUCCAUCGAAGUGUGGGCCGAGGUACUCAACUCCGAUGUCCGCGAACGAAUCCUCGACUUUGGCUCCGUCUACUUCCCCGAUGAUGAAAGCGACUGGAACUUUACACCGCCCGACUUUCCGUCUGCAUUCGUCAAGAUCAGUCAGUUCGUGUAUGAGGGAGCCGAGUUGCACGAUGGAGUGCAUGUGCACAGAUUGAGUAGCGAGCUGCUUGCUCUGGGGGCGCAUACGGACCGCGUGGUCGUGAGGGCGGUUAGUAAUUAUGGCGCGGAGAAUCAUACCUGUUUCUAUAGGGUGAGGCUGUAUGGAUUUAAUGUCGAGUUGGAUCUUGAGGACAGAAACGGAAGUGCAUACUACUAG
Molecule: messenger RNA, 3375 nt
Organism: Pochonia chlamydosporia 170
Lineage: Eukaryota; Fungi; Ascomycota; Sordariomycetes; Hypocreales; Clavicipitaceae
Product: spindle pole body-associated protein sad1
Exons: 2
Coding region: 1-3375 (1124 amino acids)
Biological process (GO): nuclear envelope organization
Cellular component (GO): nuclear envelope; meiotic nuclear membrane microtubule tethering complex
Molecular function (GO): protein-membrane adaptor activity
Source: RefSeq, a predicted model, not a curated record